AUGAGCCACCGGCUUUCCCAGAAUGCAAGACACACGAAAGAUCUGCUCGAAGAACUGGAGCGAGACAAGGAGCUCGAUGUGCUUCGAGAGUACCUCACCCGGUUCGAGUUGUUUCCUCGACAGCGUGACCCUGCAGCGGCUCCUAUUCGGUUCGAAGAGCUAAAAGAACUCGCGAAGCACUGGAAACUGCAUCGCCAACGCAACUUUUGGAAGACCAACACGACCAAAGAAGACCUCGUACGAACACUGUACCGCCACAUCAACACCAGGAUCAUCCCACAAGACACUCGAGACGACAACAACGGCCAUGCAUCAUCGUCCCACGUGGUGAAUAGUCCCAGUGGGAUAUCACCCGCUCCUCCCCCACCACGGCGCCAUUCUGGGUCUUUUAUCGACGCGCCAAGGAAUCGUCCCAUACUGAAACCCACCCCACCAAGUCAAGGACCACGUGAAUAUAACGUCUUCAGUGGCUACAGCGGCGAUCUCUUCGGCCAACGUGGCAACUACGAAGAUGGGAUGAUUUACCUGUCACGCUUUCGAAAACCCACGACGCUUCUGAACAACGUGGGUGGACUGAGUGGGUCGCUUGAUAACGUCGUGGAGAGCAACGCGUCGUUAAUCAAUCGCCCGAGUAAGAGCAAAGAAGAAGACGACGAUGAAGAACAGGAGCCGAGUGCCGACGCUCUGGACUUUAGCGUUGGAAUGAGUCGCGAGAUCCGCCUAAAACAGGAAUGCGCCUUCAGUAUCUACCACUUCUCAACGAUCCCUGGCCAUGAGCGACAAAUGGUGACUGAAGGCUGUAUGCUGGCGCUGAGUAAGUUGGCGGUAUUCGAGGAUAUGGAGGUGAAGCGGUUCUGCGCGGCUGCGAUCUUGAACCUCUUGUGCGAGUCCGUACUUGGCACGAAAAUGGCGGACGAAGGUGUGUUACUAGCGUCUCUGGAGCUAGCCAAAGCGCAACACGAAGAAGUACGGCGUCACACGAGUAUGGCGUUGUGUCGCUUCUCCUACGAACGUGCAGGCCAGCUCCGUCUUGUACAGGAAGGCUGCGUGUCUGCUAUUGUCUCGAUGCUCAACGUCCCCGACUUCGAGACCAAAGAAGCUUGUGUCAAAGCACUCAUCAACAUCGCGUCGUCGUCUAGCACCACAGUGGCCGAGAGCGUCGUCCACGUGCUCAUGAAGCUUGCUACGCGUAAGGACCAAGCCAGCGCAAAGUUCGCAGCAGAAGCCAUCUGCAACCUGUCGCUAUUGAGUGGAUCUCGGGCCAAGGUAGUGGAGGAAGGAAUCCUCGAUACAGUAUGUGAGUUAGCUCAGCAAGCGUGCGUCGCUGCCGGAGCUGACGAGGCGGAAGACGGAGGUGACGUCGGAACUAUACGCAAGUAUUUGGCUACUGCUCUGUGUAAUUUAUCGGGUCUUUCGGGGAACUUGGAGCCCUUGAGUCACGGACGUAUCCUCGAGUGUCUAGGAGAGCUUCUCAAAUGCGAGAAACCUCGAGAAGUGCGCGAAAUGUGCGCAGUUACUAUCGCCACUAUCUCGUCAUACCCGCCGUCGCUCAAGAACUUGGCGCUCAGUGACGCGGUAGCGAAUCUCGUCGAGAUCGGAGCGCAUCAUUCCAGUACUUCAGUGCGUGAGAAUACGGCGCUGUGUCUGUCCAACAUGUCCGCUACAGCCGACAGUCGAGCGUUAUUGGCGCGCUUUGGCGUCGUGUCCUUGUUACUCCGCUUCGUGGAAGAAGACGAAGAUACGGAUGCCGGCGCCAGUGCCUUGGCUCAACAGUUCGCUGUCCUUACACUGUGUAGCAUGUUAGCACAUCCAGCGGCGUGUGUGGAGAUUCUACAGAGCAACAUGCCUGCAGCUAUUGCUAGACUGGCGAUACGCACCCCACACGACCGUGUUCGAGACUUGUGUGCCAACGCUCUGUUCAACGUAUCGUGCGAAAAGAGUCAACAUGGUGUUCUGCUUCAAGACGACACGAUCCGCUCCAUCGUCCGUCUCUGUAGGCGACAGGGAGAAGCGGACGAUGAAGCGUCUGGAGCAUCCGGACCCACGCCGUCCACGCCUGCCACUGCAGGACCACCGACAGUUCUCCUCCGGUACCAGGAGUGUGCGUUAGGUUGUCUCCUCAACCUCUCGUUCGCGUCGGACAGCAGAGCGGCUUUGUUACGUGCGAACGUGGUAGCAACGCUGGCCAGAGUCUUCAACAAACCGCCAGUUAAAGCCGAUGAGUUGCUGCGUCAAUGUGCUGGAGUUCUGGCAAACUUAUCCUUUGAUGCUGAAGCACGCGCACGUAUGGUGGCGGACAACGGCGUUCGCUUAAUCCGCCGUAUCAUGAGUGCCGCGAUGUCCUCAGCGGCAGCUGCAGCGUCUUCGGACGUCCCGGUGAGCGCGUCCGCCGUCGCGAUAAUCCGUGAGACACUACGAUGCUGUUCUACAGCCUGUUGCAACCUUGCAGCGGACGCUCUGGAGAAGACGCCAGUGCUGGAUAUGCUCAUCGACUUGUCGGCGUCUUCGUAUGGUCCCACAACGCUAACGUGUGCGAUAGCGUUCGCUAAACUGGCAUCUAGCGCGACACAUCGCGGUUUGCUUACACGCUGUGCCGAGUUGUAUCCGGCACUGACUUUAAUGAUGCGCUGCGGCGUGGAGGAUAUCCAGAUCUACUCAGCUGUAGCCUUGUGCAGCUUGGCUGUAGAGCCGCCAGCUGCUAAGCCGGUGGGCGUACGAUACGUGUGGAAGGAAGGCACCGUGCCUGACUUCAUAGUGAACGCGUUGUUGCGGAUCAACAGCGACUCCACCAAGGAAAUCUGCGCUCGUGCACUGUUCAAUUUGCUCACGCACGACGAGUUACGCGCCGCUCAUAUUAAAGACGGUGUGCUGUACGCUCUGGUGAAGCUGGCGCGGCUAGAGAGCGUAGAGAUUCGUACUCUGUGCGUCACAGCUCUGUAUAAUCUCAGCUGUGACCCGGCACUCGCAGAGACGUUGAUGGAGCUCAAGGUCGCUCAGGUGAUUACUAAGCUCUGCGAGAUGGAGUUCAGUAGCCAAGAGAUUCAUCGCAAACUAGCUGCGUGUCUGACCAACUUGGCUUCAGAGCCCAAGCCUCCGUCCGGUAAGAAGGUUAAUGACAGCACAGGGUCGAAUAGUUCCUCGAAUAUGGCAGUGAGGCUGGUUGAGAGCGGUACGCUCGUGGCUUUGCUGGUACUAUGCGAGCACGCCGACCCACCCACUCGACACGCUUGUGCCGCAGCGCUCUGCUUUCUAUCGGCUUACAGAGUCAACUGCGAAGCUAUGGCUACACUUGGACUAGUGGAUGUACUCACGAAGAAGCUGCUGCUUGCUCCAGUCGACGCAGGAUCUGAGAGUUCAGACGUGGAGCUGGAGCAGCGUCAACAACACGAGUACGCACUCAAUGCGCUGUGCAACAUUUCGUGCUAUCCAGCACUACACGACCGCAUGGAAGAGGCUGGAGCUGUGUCUCAAGUUGUACGCGUUCUUGCAUCAAACUCAAGCGUAGACGACAAUGACGAAGCCAUGGUGUUGGCAUGUGUACAGACACUAGCUAACUUGACUUUCCACGCGCGCCACCGGCGUGCGCUGCUCACCCACGACCUCGUGCCGACGUUGCUGUGUCGACCUCAAUCGCUGCGAAACGCACGUGUAGGUGACGUAUGCGCUGAGAUGAUCGCCGUCUUGUGUGAAGACUCGCUGCAUUGGCACGAGCUCAUCUCCACCGGUGCUGUCCGAGUCCUACGAGAGAUCAUUCACGUCUUUGAUAACUCGUCUCCUGUGUCUCCAACUGCUCUCCGUGCUUCUAUCUACGCUUUGAGUCAACUUGCUCGCUGUGAGAAGACUGGAGAGACUGUGAUAGCGGAUGGAGCUAUUGACGUGGUGGCGUACGCACUCGAUCUCAGUGACGAUGCCGGCAUUGAAGCGCGUCAAGAGAUGGCAGAGCGCUGUGCUAUUAUUCUCCGUGCAUUAUCAACUCAAGGGGAGCCUGUUUGCCUCACGCUCAUGCGUAAUGUACGCCUCGUACCGCUGCUUAGCACCAUCGUGACCACGUGCUGCCCCGGUCGGCGACAAAUCCAGGCUAGUAAACACGUUAUCCUAGCCUUCUACAACCUUACUUCCUGUCGUGUUAGUGCGGAUGACACUGAAGUGGAGAGCGCAGAAAGCGAAGGUAUGCGCGGGUUAGACGCCAUGGUGAUCAGCGGCGUCGUGUCAUUGCUCAUUCGCCUCUCUACGGGUGGUGGAAGUGACAUGGCGCCGGCAUGUGCCGUAGCUCUGGCUCAUGUUAAGCAUCGUAUCAAGGAGCGACUUGCGAUGAUCCAAGCACACGAAAGUGAAGGCUCUGAUCUCCCAAAUCGAAGAAAGUUUGAAGAGAUGGACAACUUAAUGGAGGCCGGCGUAGUGACGGCGUUGCUGGCCAUGUUCGAACUGGACCCAGCCGGCAUACAACGCGUCGACCGGCUAGCCGCCGCGAUGCCACCGGCACUCCCCGUCCUACGUCCUGCAACAGAAAAAGACUGGGUUUUCCUACCGGGCAACACGUUGCGAUACGAGACGCCAUUACCUGUCUGCUGGGACUUCCGCAGCUCGGCUGUCGACGAUGCACGGUUCGUGCCAGCAGAGCCGCGAUCGUUCCUGUCCGUGCUCGCGCCGGUUGUGCCGGCGUCCGGCGCUACCAUUCAAGACAAAUUGUUUGGCCGCUUCCAGAUCCUUAAAUUACGUCCGAAUAAAUGUGUGCUACGUCUCGAGAACUCGCGCUUUGCCAAGAUGGCAACGGCUCUAAUGGGUCAAUCUGGGUCAGCUAGAAGCAGUGCCAGUGAUCUGUCGGACGCCAUCGCUAUUGCGAUAGAUGACGAACAUGGAGACGAAGACUCGACUCACUCCAAAGCCAACAGUGCCAGGAACAGGUCGAUAACAGGAGCAACAGUCGAAGACGAAAGCGAGACGAGGAUGCCGUCGCCCGUGAGGAAGAAGCCAACGGGGCGACAGCUGAUGGCGAUGGCUCGAUCUUAUAGUAGUCGAGGCAGUGCCGCCUUCAACAUCAGCUCUAACACUGACAGCUCGGCCAGACGAGUGUCUAAACCUUCCACGACCACACGUCGUCCGAGCCGGAAUUUGAGCCAUGAGAGCCACAAUUCGUCCAUGACCAGCACACGCAACCUGAGCAACCACAGAGACUCAUCGCAUCGACUGAACAGUGACAGCUCCAGUGUCACGUUGCCCAGGAUCUAGUGGCUUCUUAAUUAAAAGCAUCUACAUGUA
Phytophthora infestans T30-4 is the source of this 5259-nucleotide messenger RNA. RefSeq lists its product as uncharacterized. The record is from RefSeq and is a predicted model, not a curated record. Bases 1 to 5229 code for a protein of 1742 amino acids. NCBI's taxonomy places the organism in Eukaryota, Oomycota, Peronosporomycetes, Peronosporales, Peronosporaceae. The transcript has a single exon. Gene Ontology annotation, molecular function: protein binding.